ACAUUGCGAUCAAGGCCCCCCCAGGCCCCAAUGAAGGGGAUUUUGUCAAUCGAAAGGGGGUUCACAGUAUAAAUGUGCAGAUGGUGUGUGACUCUAUGUGCCAUAUCACAAAUGUGGAAGCUAAAUGGCCCGGAUCAGUGCAUGACUCAAGAAUUUUCAGAGAGUCAGGGUUAUGCACAUUAUUUGAGCGUGGGGCCUACGAUGGGAUUCUCCUUGGAGACAGGGGUUAUGCAUGCAGGCAGUACUUCAUGACACCGUUCCCUGACCCCAACCCUGGGCCACAAACCCGCUACAAUGCAGCUCUAGCCAGGACAAGGGCACGCAUUGAAAUGACCUUUGGGCAAAUAAAGGGAAGAUUUCAGUGUCUGAAAAGUCUGAGGGUUGCACCUGACAGGGCAUGUGACAUUAUUGUUGCAUGUGCCGUACUGCACAACAUUGCCACCAUCAGAAAGGAGAGGACUCCUGUGGUGGAGGUGCAGCCUGAUGAUGACCUCCAGCCAGUGCACUUGGACCAACCUAGUGGCAGAGCUGCACGGGACAGAAUUGUGCAACACUAUUUCGAAUAUUAAAAACAUGACAAAACAUAUUUUUCAUU
This is a messenger RNA of Oreochromis niloticus (Nile tilapia), 595 nucleotides long. RefSeq names its product putative nuclease HARBI1. Lineage: Eukaryota; Metazoa; Chordata; Actinopteri; Cichliformes; Cichlidae. The transcript is spliced from 3 exons. The record is from RefSeq and is a predicted model, not a curated record. The coding region runs from base 81 to 569 and encodes 162 amino acids.